Cornus florida is the source of this 1635-nucleotide messenger RNA. RefSeq names its product pentatricopeptide repeat-containing protein At1g08070, chloroplastic-like. Bases 1 to 1635 code for a protein of 544 amino acids. The transcript has a single exon. The record is from RefSeq and is a predicted model, not a curated record. Gene Ontology annotation, biological process: RNA modification. Lineage: Eukaryota; Viridiplantae; Streptophyta; Magnoliopsida; Cornales; Cornaceae. Gene Ontology annotation, molecular function: protein binding; RNA binding.
AUGCUAAAGCUGGUUUGUAAGUUGAAGCCUCUUCUUUCUUCUUCUCUUGGAUUAACAUUGAAGUCUAAGAGUAGUGCUCAUUAUUUCCGGUACCAAUCACCACAAAUAUCUUCCUCAUCGACCUUUUGUGUCAAUCCUCGCUAUUCUCAUUUUUUCCUUGAAACCCAUCUUCAUUUACUAAAUGAAAAGCUUAAACAACUGUCCAACGUUGGACUUCAUGAUCAAAUACUUGAUCUUUACUUCAUUCUUCAGCUUUCCAAUGCAAAACCUGAUCAUUUGACAUACCCAUAUGUGCUUAAGGCCUGUGCUGCUCUCACUGCUUUCAAUGAAGGCAAAUUAGUCCAUACCCGGACAAUAAAAUCCGGGUUUGAUCACAAUGUUGUUGUCGCGAAUUCAUUGAUAGACAUGUACUCCAAAGUUGGAACUUUGAAAUCUGCCCAUUAUGUUUUUGAUGAAAUGCCUAAAAGGAAUUUGGUCUCUUGGAAUUGUAUGGUUUCAGGAUUUGCAUUGAAUGGUCUUCCAGAAAGUGCAUUGGAGCUCUGUAGUUUGAUGAGAUUUGAAAGGAUUGGAUUAGAUAAAGUGACACUGAAAAUUGUUCUUCCUGUAUGUGGUUUGUUAGGAGCAAUUCAUAUUGGAGAAUCAGUUCAUGCUCAUGUUAUUGUAUUGGGUUCUUCUUCAGACACAACUAUAUCAACUGCUAUCAUGGAUAUGUAUGCAAAAUGUGGGAUGAUAGACUCUGCACAGAAACUUUUUCAUGAGAUUCAUCAUAAAGAUGCAGUAACUUGGAAUGUGAUGAUUAAUGGGUAUUGCAGAAAAGGUCAGUUAGAUAUGGUGCUCAAUUUCGUCUGCAGGAUGCAUACAGAGGGUGUAGAACCAACUGCUGUUACCAUAUCGAUUGCCCUCCAAGCUUGUGCUGAUUUACCAAGCUUGCGAAUAGGAGGAACUAUCCAUGGUUAUGUUAUGAAGAAUGGGUUCAGUUCAGAUGUCUCUGUUGAAGCACUUCUGAUAAACAUGUAUUCGAAGUGUGGAAGACUAGAUUUAGCUUGUCAGGUACUUCUUACAGUUACCGAAGAAAGUGUAAACGCAUGGAGUGCCAUAAUUCAUGGCUUGGGAAUGCACGGAUAUGGAGAAGCUGGUUUGAUGAGUUUCUUCAGGAUGUUGAAGAGAGGCAUAGAUCCUGAUGGUGUGUGUUUCCUUCUUGUACUUUCUUCUUGUAGUCACACCGGAAUGGUUAGUGAAGGCAACAAAGUGUUUGAUUAUAUGGUUGGACAGUUUGGAAUUGAACCAAAGAUGGAGCACUUUGUGACUAUGGUUGAUCUUAUUGGGAGGGCAGGCUUCAUUGAUGAAGCAUUUCAGUUCAUCAGGCAAAUGCCAAUGGAACCGGACAUCAGCAUUUGGGGUGCUUUCUUUGGUGCUUGCAAGAUACAUGGGAAGUUUGACAUAGGGAAAUCAGCAGUGGAAAGUGUGGUUAAAUUGGAUCCAAAAACAGCAGGUUACUAUAAGCUACUAUUAAAUACUUACGCCAACAAGGGAGGAUGGGAUGAUGUGCACAAGAUUAGAAGCCUGAUAAGUGAGAGAGGAGUUCAAAGAGUUGUAGGAUAUAGUUCACUUGAAGUGGACAGGUCAGCUUCUUGA